Molecule: messenger RNA, 1596 nt
Organism: Podarcis muralis (Common wall lizard)
Lineage: Eukaryota; Metazoa; Chordata; Lepidosauria; Squamata; Lacertidae
Gene: EAF2
Product: ELL associated factor 2
Biological process (GO): transcription elongation by RNA polymerase II
Cellular component (GO): super elongation complex
Molecular function (GO): transcription elongation factor activity
Source: RefSeq, a predicted model, not a curated record
GCAGGGCGAAGAGGGGUGGUUUAGCCUGGCAGCGGCAGAAGUGGAGCGGCUCCGUUGCGCGCUGGUCGGUGAGAGAGAGAGAGAGAAGAGAGAGGCAGGAGCGGGCGGCUCGGGGAUGAACGGGGCGGCCCCGCCGAUCUUCGACUGCAAGGAGCGCGCCCUGCUGCUGGGCGAGAGCUUCGAGAGGCAGCCGCGCUGCGCCUUCCACACCGUGCGCUAUGAUUUCAAACCAGCCUCCAUUGAUACAUCUUGUGAAGGAGAUCUUGAAGUUGGUAAAGGCGAACAGGUGACAAUAACUCUGCCAAAUAUUGAGGGUUCUACUCCACCAGUAACAGUUUUCAAAGGUUCCAAGAAGCCAUACCAAAAAGAAUGCAUCUUGAUAAUUAACCAUGACACUGGAGAAUGUAGACUAGAGAAACUUAGUAGCAAUAUCACUGUGAAGAAAACCAGAGGUGAAGGAAGCAGUAAGGUCCAGUCUCGUAUUGGGCAACAGCAACAGCUAAUUCGAAAUGCAAAUAAGAUUCCAAAUAGUGUUAAAUGUUCUCCACCAAAAGAGAAGAUGUCUCCACCACCUUCUCCUAUGGAUGAUAUUGAAAGAGAGCUAAAAGCAGAAGCUAAAGUUAUAGAGCAGAUGAGUAGCUCUGAUAGCUCAUCUGAAUCUAAGAGUUCAUCCUCUUCAUCAAGCAGUGAAAAUAGUUCUAGUGAUUCAGAAGAUGAAGAGAGAAAGCCACCCCUUCCUCUGUCAAUGCCACACUUACAGCCUUCGAUGAUGACUGUCUCACAGCGAGCCUUCCCAGAUGUAGAUGCUGGAUAUCACAGAAGUCGAGAGGGCACUGGCCACUUGAUGAACACACUGCGGAAUGAUCUCCAGUUGAGUGAAUCUGGAAGUGACAGUGACGACUGAAGGUAGUUGACAUCAUUUCCCUGGAUGAAGAUGAAAAUGCAUUUGUUUUGCACUACGUAUGAACUGAUAAUAGACAGAGGAAUGUUACCAACUUUGAUAAUAAAGUUGACUUAAUUUUUCUGAUGUUGUGGUUCAAGUUCAUCAGCAUUCUUUUUGCCAUAACUUUAUAUGGCUCUUCCAAAUGUUUGGGUUUGGUACUUACUCUUUUUAGCUGAAUCCAGAGUUUAGCUUUUACUACCUCCUGUACUUAGAAGUUUCAGACAGUUAACUACUAUGUGUAAGUUAGACAUAGAGGAAGUUCUUGCUUAUACAUUUUGGAUUGAAGUUUCAUUUGAGAACCUGUGUCUGCAUGUGUAUGUACAAGUAAGAGAAAGCAAACAGUUGAAACCCAUUAUGUUUUUAUUUCUUACAGCUAAUGUUAUGAAAUAAAUUGCCAAACAGCCACAUGGCAAUAUCUAAUGUUUUGAACAAUACAGCAACACAUUUUGAAGUUCCUUGUGUUUCCCAGUUUGCAGUCUCUCACACUAGAGAUUCCCCCCUUUAUAAUAAACUUGGCUUAACUGAAAGCUUCAGCAUCUUGCUAGCUAAAUGUAGAAUGCUGUGCAACACAAAUGUGUUUCAUUAAAAUUCUGUUAAGAUCAAUGUAUUAGUUUGAUAGGAAUUCAAGAAAUAUUAAAAUAUUUAUCAUUUCA